This is a messenger RNA of Cokeromyces recurvatus, 1224 nucleotides long. RefSeq lists its product as uncharacterized. The transcript has a single exon. The coding region runs from base 1 to 1224 and encodes 407 amino acids. NCBI's taxonomy places the organism in Eukaryota, Fungi, Mucoromycota, Mucoromycetes, Mucorales, Mucoraceae. The record is from RefSeq and is a predicted model, not a curated record.
AUGCCAGCAACUAGAGGGCUUUACAAUAAAGUCCGUCCACCAGCCUUAUCAUUAGCGCAAGUGGAGGAACUUCAGGCAACUUUUUCAGUUAUGCGUGAACGUAUUCCCUGUCCAAACUGCCACGCCAUCACAACAUUUCAUCGCAAGGGUGCCAGUCCUCACGACUCGACACAACCUCAAUUUAAAUGCACCUCCUGCAACAAGACGAUUAAUGCGUAUGAAAUGCGUCUUACUUUGUCACAAACUAUGUCUAAUUCUACAGACUCACCAUCUGUUUCCAACAAAAACAUAAACACAACCUCUCUUUCCAUUCCUGAAUUAACCUUGUCAUCUCAGGAUUCCUCAAAUAGCCAAACUCAUCAAACGCCAUCUUUAACAAUGGAACAGAUGUUUACUAUGAUUCAAAACUUGACUUUGGAAUUAGCUGAAGCACGUAAACAAAUUAAACUCUUAACUGAACAGAUUAAUACACAAUCACAGGCGACUAUAACUCCUACUCCUGUUACAUUGCACCCUAACCUUCCAGAUUCACAACAACCUACUGAGACCGUAAAUACACCUUGGCAUGACCCUGAGAUGGUAGCCAGGAUGAAGCAUUCACUUCAUCAAUCCCAACAAAAACAUCGGCUUCAAAAACAAGAAACAGCUGCCCGUUUCUUUCAACCCCCUUCAGCUAAUCAGGGAUUUCAAUACUUGUACAUCCCUACCAAAGCACGAAUCCCAAUUGGUAAGCUCCGAACAACUCUCAAAAAACUCGGAGUGAAUAAUGCACGAAUUUUAGAUAUCCACUACCCUGAUAGAAAUAUUGCAGCCUUACUAGUUCACAAUGACUAUGCCACUGAAUUCAAAGAACUCUUACAUAAAUUCAAAAUUACUACUAACGACCUUUUCAACCCCUGGGAUGGUUCUAUACUCAAGGACCCCAAAUACACCGACCACACCGAUGAGGAACGCAACACUCAAGCCGCAAUCCUCCAACAGCAACGAUUAGAAAAAGCUGUACAUCAUAUCAGAGAACCCGUAAAGUAUGCCGUAGCAAAAUUUUUCUACGACAAACGUUGGAUCUCCAAAGAAACUAUUGACAAUAUUAACCAGAAUCGAUUCCCUCAACCUGCUGAUAUAUUCCAUAGAGCCGAUACGAAUGAACCUGAAACAGCUAACGACGACUUCACUAUGGAAUUUGACAACGAAACUGACGCCCUCAACAACUAUAUUCAACAAUGA